AUGGCUGCCGCCGUGCGAGAUACCGUCUCCAACCUAAUUGGCAAGAUAUCGGGCAUGGGAGUCCAGGACACCCCGCUCCGCCAGCCAUCAGCUGAAGAGGUCGCAGAGCUCAAGAAGAAGUACGAACAGGCAAACCAAGGACAGGUCUUUGCUCGCUUCGACACUCUGAGCUCCAACGAUCAGGCCCAGCUCUUCCACCAGCUCUCUACCUUCGACCCCGAACACAUCAACAAGCUCGUCAAGCGUGCCAAUGCUGAUGCCGCCGCUGCGUUGAAGACCGACACCCCCAAGUCCCUUGAGCCCCUUCCAGAGAACGCUACUGCGUCGAUACUCGACUCUAACCCAGAUGACCUGAGGAGAUGGUACGAUGAGGGGUUGAAGCUCAUCGCUGAGAACAAGGUUGCCGUCGUGCUCAUGGCUGGUGGCCAGGGUACCAGACUGGGUAGCUCUGACCCCAAGGGAUGCUUCGACAUCGGUCUUCCAAGUAAGAAGUCGUUGUUCCAGAUACAGGCUGAGCGAAUUGCAAAGCUGCAGUCGUUGGCUACGGAUGUGUCUGGCAACAAGAAAGUCGUGGUUCCAUGGUACACCAUGACCAGUGGACCGACCAGACAAGCAACAGAGAAGUUCUUCACAGACAACAACUUCUUCGGCCUCGCCAAGGAGAAUGUGACCAUCUUCAACCAAGGAGUUCUGCCUUGUAUCUCCAAUGACGGCGAGAUCUUGCUUGAGAGUGCUUCAAAGGUUGCCGUUGCCCCCGAUGGAAAUGGAGGCAUCUACCAAGCUCUCAUCACCUCCGGUGUCCGAGAUGACAUGAAGAAGCGCGGAAUCGAGCACAUCCACGCCUACUGUGUAGACAACUGCCUCGUCAAGGUGGCUGAUCCUACCUUCAUCGGCUUUGCUGCCUCCAAGAAAGUCGACAUUGCCACCAAGGUUGUACGAAAGCGUAACGCUACCGAGUCCGUUGGUCUCAUCGUCCUCAAUGGCGGAAAGCCAGGCGUCGUCGAAUACUCUGAGAUUGACCAAGACACCGCCAACGCCGUCGACCCCAAACAAGCUGGCGUCCUCAAGUUCAGAGCCGCCAACAUCGUCAACCACUACUACUCCUUCAGCUUCUUCGAGUCGAUCGAAAGCUGGGCCUCCGACCUACCACACCACAUCGCCCGCAAGAAGAUUCCCUUCUUCGACACCAAGACCGGCGCCACCGUCAAGCCAGAAUCUCCCAACGGGAUCAAGCUUGAACAGUUCGUCUUCGACGUCUUCCCCCUCACCCCACUUGAGAAGUUUGCUGCCAUUGAGGUGAAGCGAGAGGAGGAAUUCUCCCCUCUCAAGAACGCCAGGGGCACCAAGGACGAUAACCCAGACACCAGCAAGCAGGAUAUCAUGCAGCAGGGUCUCCGCUGGAUCGAGGCCGCUGGAGGUAUCGUCAGCAAGGAGGCCGGUGCUGUCGGCGUCGAGGUGUCUCCUUCCAUCAGCUACGGAGGUGAGGGUCUCGAGUUCCUGAAGGGCCGUACCGUCAACGCCCCAGCCCUGAUUGAGAUUGAGGAGAAGAAGGCAUAG
Molecule: messenger RNA, 1557 nt
Organism: Arthroderma uncinatum
Lineage: Eukaryota; Fungi; Ascomycota; Eurotiomycetes; Onygenales; Arthrodermataceae
Product: UDP-N-acetylglucosamine pyrophosphorylase
Exons: 3
Coding region: 1-1557 (518 amino acids)
Biological process (GO): UDP-N-acetylglucosamine biosynthetic process
Molecular function (GO): UDP-N-acetylglucosamine diphosphorylase activity
Source: RefSeq, a predicted model, not a curated record